AUGACUAGUAUCGUUAAUGGUACUACGGAUCCCACCACUACAAAAACUCAGCCUACUGGCACUACAACAACUGCCAGUGCAGCAGCAGCAACGACAACGACAACAACAGCAACAACAGCGACUAAUGGAGCAAGCGUUAGUGGUAGUAAGCAUGGAGGUUCUGGUAAACACCACACAUGCUCUGUGAUUGGAUGUUCCAAGCGAUUCAAGAGACUAGAGCAUUUAAAGCGGCAUAUUAAAACUCACACCUUGGAGAGACCCUUUAACUGUCCAUUUGCUACCUGCACGAAGCGGUUCUCACGUUCUGAUAAUCUUGCGCAACACGUCAAGACGCAUCAGCGACAAAUCAACAAGCUACAGAUGAAGCAUCGGAACCAAGUGCAGGCAACUCAAGUGCAAGCGCAUACACACAUACACACAUAG
Molecule: messenger RNA, 423 nt
Organism: Lobosporangium transversale
Lineage: Eukaryota; Fungi; Mortierellomycota; Mortierellomycetes; Mortierellales; Mortierellaceae
Exons: 2
Coding region: 1-423 (140 amino acids)
Biological process (GO): sexual reproduction
Cellular component (GO): nucleus; Tec1p-Ste12p-Dig1p complex; Ste12p-Dig1p-Dig2p complex
Molecular function (GO): DNA-binding transcription factor activity
Source: RefSeq, a predicted model, not a curated record